Molecule: messenger RNA, 611 nt
Organism: Oryctolagus cuniculus (rabbit)
Lineage: Eukaryota; Metazoa; Chordata; Mammalia; Lagomorpha; Leporidae
Gene: RPRM
Product: reprimo, TP53 dependent G2 arrest mediator homolog
Biological process (GO): regulation of mitotic cell cycle
Cellular component (GO): cytoplasm
Source: RefSeq, a predicted model, not a curated record
ACGGCCCGACCGACGACUUUGGCAAGGAGAGCGCCACAAGCCCCGCGCGCCCAAGUCAGCUAGCGAGCGCUCAGCCCGGCACCUGUUCCUCCCGCAUAUCGGACCCCGCGUCUCCCGGGGCGCCCGCCUUCUCCCGCCAUGAAUCCGGCGCUGAGCAACCAGACCGACUUGGCGGGCCUGUUCCUGGCCAACAGCAGCGAGGCACUGGAGCGCGCGGUGCGCUGCUGCACCCAGGCGUCCGUGGUGACCGACGACGGCUUCGCCGAGGGCGGCCCGGACGAACGCAGCCUGUACAUCAUGCGCGUGGUGCAGAUCGCGGUCAUGUGCGUGCUCUCGCUCACCGUGGUCUUCGGCAUCUUCUUCCUCGGCUGCAACCUGCUCAUCAAGUCCGAGGGCAUGAUCAACUUCCUGGUGAAGGACCGGAGACCGUCGAAAGAAGUGGAGGCGGUGGUCGUGGGGCCCUACUGACCGGCCCUGCGGCCCCGCGGCCGCCGCCCCCUCGCCGCCGCCGCGACCCCCGGCCUCAGCGCCUGGGCGAUGCAAACCUGUCGGAGUCAAGUAUUUGACUUCUGCCUUUGAGGAUGAAGCGACCCUUUUCUCUCGCUCACCCU